Molecule: messenger RNA, 2310 nt
Organism: Ficedula albicollis (Collared flycatcher)
Lineage: Eukaryota; Metazoa; Chordata; Aves; Passeriformes; Muscicapidae
Gene: BEGAIN
Product: brain enriched guanylate kinase associated
Exons: 9
Coding region: 144-2108 (654 amino acids)
Cellular component (GO): synapse
Source: RefSeq, a predicted model, not a curated record
GAGAACUGCCUUUGGGAAGCCUUCAAAGGCAAAUGGUGACUUCAUGAUUGAGGGCAUUUCCCAGCACGGCUGCAAAAACGGUCCAGCGUGUGAAGAAGAGCUCAUGGAGCAGCUGGCUAAAGCAGAAACUGAGCAAGAAAAAGAUGAUGCUGGCAGAGGAUAGAGAGCAUUUUGAGGAGUCACUCACAGCCAAGGCCUCUGCGGCAGAAAUGGAGAAAAUAAGGGUACGAAAUUCCUGGGUGCCAACCUGCCUAUGGCAACCUAGAAUUCUCCAGGGCAGGCUCGCAAAAUCUUCACCUACUCUCUGGGACAGUACUUUGCAAGAACAGAAGGGGGAAUUACGAAAGCGCCUAUCGUACACUACCCAUAAGCUGGAAAUGCUUGAAACGGAGUUUGACUCUACACGUCAGUAUCUUGAAAUAGAAUUGAGACGUGCUCAGGAGGAACUUGAAAAAGUAACUGAAAAACUGAGAAGGAUACAAAACAAUUACCUAGCCUUACAAAGAAUUAAUCAGGAUCUGGAGGAUAAACUUUACAGAAUGGGUCAACAUUAUGAAGAGGAAAAACGGGCUCUGAGCCAUGAAAUAAUUGCACUCAAUAAUCACUUAAUAGAAGCCAAGGUGACUAUAGAUAAGUUGUCAGAAGACAAUGAGCUCUACAGGAAGGACUGCAAUUUGGCUGCUCAGCUUCUCCAGUGCAGCAAGAACUAUGACAGGGCACAUAAACUUUCAGAGUUGCCCACUGACUUCCAGGAAAGAGUCAGCAUCCACCUGGAAAAACACGGGUGCAGCCUUUCUGUCCCCUUGUGCCACUCUUCUUACGCCGAUACCAUACCCACCUGCGUCAUUGCCAAAGUGCUGGAGAAGCCUGACCCCAACAGCUUGUCCUCGCACUUGUCGAGCCCAUCCACCAGGGACCUCAGCUUCCAGGACUCUGCCGGAAAAGUGGGACAAAGGCCCCAGUACAAGUCCGACAUCUACUGCAGCGACACGGCCCUGUACUGCCCCGAGGAGCGGAGGAGGGAGCGGCGGCCGAGCGCCGACACGCAGGUGAAGGACGUGGGGUUCCUGCGCUCCCAGAACUCCACCGACAGCACUGUCGAGGAGGACGGCUUCCACUCCAGCUUCUCCCACGAGGCCUUCCCAGAGUACAUCACCUCCCUGCCCACCUCCAGCUCCUACUCCAGCUUCAGCGUCACGUCUGAGGAGAAGGAGAACGCCCAGGCCAACACUCUGACAGCCUCCCAGCAAGCCAUCUACAUGAGCAACCGCGACGAGCUGUUUGAGAGGAAGUCACCGGCGGGUUACGAGCCCCAGGGCAGCCCCAGGUUUGCCAAGCCCAAGCCCGCCCAGCACAUGGAGCUUGCUGACGACAACGAGAACUCGCCCACGUUCACCAGGUCUCUGCCUCCAUAUGCAAACGAACCUUUCCACUUCUCAGCCAUAGCACCACAGCAGGCUUUAGCAAACCAGAAAAUGAGGAAUGAGUGCAGGAGCACCCACCUUUCGGAAGAAGACUUGCCCGGGCGAUGGAGGCAGCUGAGCGUGGAGGACAUUGGAGCCUACUCCUACAGGAACGCUGGCAGGCUCUCGCCCUGCAGUUUCUCAGAGCAGUACUACAGCAGCCCCAUCAAGAAGGGGGACAGUCGAACAAGCCCCAUCUAUGCUAGUUACAAAGCAGACAGCUGCUCAGAGGGAGACGAUAUCUGCCAAAGCAGACUUGUGGACUCUUGCUUCCUGAGAACAGACAGUGGCCUGAACAUUGACAUCAGCUCAAGCUGUAAACAGGACAAAUUGCCCACUUACAAAACAAAAGAAUCGAGAGACCAAAAAAACGAAAGGAUCACUGUCCAGUUGUGCAGUAGCAAAAACAUCGAAAACAGCCCGGCGUUGAAAAGAGAAUACGUGGACGUGAGCCCCAACAGCUCGGCUGAGUCACUCAAUCAGAGUUCAGUGGAGGCUUCAGAAAUCCACCAGUCUUCCAUGGAUCAAGGGAGCCAUGCGGGUGCUCACGGCAAACAGCCGCAGUUCCAGCGGACUGGCAGCACAGGUCUGAGUCGGAAGGACAGCCUUACGAAAGCACAGCUCUACGGAACCCUUCUGAACUAGGCACCUCCCCAAACGGCAAUAAGACAGCAAACAAAAGGAGCAGAAGAGCAUUUGAUACUUCUAGAGAACAAUGAGGUUCUAAGAAACAGGAUUAUUAUAAAAUAUAUAUUCAUAAUGGUACUAUAUGUUUAAAACGGAAUCUCUUCGAAAAUGUUAUACAGCACUUUUCACUUGACAUCCUUUCCACAUGGGAGACGGUCCC